CGUGGUUGAUCACGUGUCCAUCUCCGGAACGGGCGGGAUAUCCGCAGUAUUGAGCUAACCUCUAAUAAUAUGGCGAAGACUUACGAUUACUUGUUUAAACUUCUUUUAAUUGGUGAUUCUGGCGUCGGAAAGACCUGUGUGCUUUUCAGAUUUUCAGAAGAUGCCUUCAACUCUACGUUUAUCUCCACUAUAGGUAUAGACUUCAAAAUCCGAACAAUAGAAUUAGAUGGCAAAAAGAUCAAACUUCAGAUAUGGGAUACAGCUGGACAGGAGAGGUUCAGGACCAUCACAACGGCCUACUACAGAGGAGCCAUGGGCAUCAUGUUAGUGUAUGACAUUACCAACGAGAAGUCCUUUGACAACAUCAAAAACUGGAUAAGAAAUAUAGAAGAGCAUGCCUCAGCGGAUGUAGAGAGGAUGGUCCUUGGGAACAAAUGUGACGUCAAUGACAAGCGACAGGUGUCCAAAGAAAGGGGUGAAAAUUUGGCUCUGGAGUAUGGCAUCAAGUUUAUGGAGACGAGUGCAAAAGCAAACAUCAAUGUGGAGAAUGCCUUCUUGACCCUCGCCAGGGACAUUAAAGCAAAGAUGGACAAGAAACUGGAGGGUAACAACCCACAGAGCAGCAAUCAGGGAGUUAAGAUCUCAGAACAGCCCAAGAAGAGCAGCUUCUUCCGCUGCUCUCUUCUGUGAUCAGACCAGAGCGUCGGCAUCCACCAUCGCCUUAACCGUGUCCCCCACUGGACCGAACUGGACAGAGCACACUCUGAUGUCCCCCGCUGGACAGAACUGGACAGAGCACACUCUGAUUAUAUCUAUUUUAUUCUUCCUCCAUUGUCUUCCUCCUCCUCCUCAUAUUUGCCCUGUCAUCAAUUAGAAAACUAAAAAAGGUAUUUGCCCCUGAGUAGAUGAGUCUUCCUUCAGCACCUGUGGAUCUAACUGCUGUUGACAGUUUCGACUUCGUAAAAUUGUGUUAACUUUUGAAGGCCGUCUCCUGGUGAGACGCUGAAGACAACAAAGCUUUUCUGUCUAUAACCCGAUUCUUGUGUCACCAUCUCUAACACAUUUGCUGAUGAAGUUCUAUUUAUUUCCUCCACAAAGCCAUCAGAAGCCUAAAUUCUGCUACAUGUUUGCACUGACCUUUGAUCUGCACCCACGAUAUGUAAAUAUGUUACAGAUUAUGUUGUACCAUCUGAAACCUUAAUGCCAGUACAUUUUAUUCCUCAUCCUCGCAGCAAUUUUACAUCUCCGUUUCACGUUUUUUUCUACUGAUUUUGUGGGUGGAGCCAUUCCAUUUUGCUUGUAAACCUCUUGAUGUGCAAUGUAAUGUCUCUGGUUGGUCUUUAGGUGUUCAGGUUGCAGUAAGGCUGUGAUUUCAAGCCAGACGGUGUCCUUUUGCUGUCACUUUCCUCACCGUUUUAUGUGCACAGUCCAGAAAUCAAGAAGUGGUUUGUAGAAGAGAAAACCCCGUUCCUGGGAGGAAGAUUCAGUUUGACAGAAGGAAUCUCAGUGGUGACAUGAUUAUUUUAUGUGUUUGUAUUUGAUCUGGUUCCAAUGGGGGAACAUUUAUACACAACUGUCUUCUGGGCCUUGGAUUGGUGCUGUGCUGUAUCAGUAUUUAUAGAGUGAAACAAGACAUAGCACCAAAAUGACAAAGUGCCCUUUUAUGUUCUAAUUGAUUAUGCACUUUUUUCUUUUGUGUUCUUCCAAUUUAUAAAAAACAGAAGUCCUUAACAUAUAUCAGUUCUUUUUGUCUCAACAGAAAAUUGGUGCAAAAACAUUUCCCAUAGUUGAGAUUUUGCUUUACAUAUUAAAAAUACACACCUUUUUACCACUGCAGUCUUCUUAAACUGUUCCCACUGACUUGGUUAUUACAAUCCUUCAUUUGCAUUUGCUCUGCCAGAGAAGCUUCCAGAUGCUUUUUGUUUUUAGGCGCUGUAUCACAGCUGUCUGACCUGCCUUCUGGGUGCAUAAAAAAACACCUUAAAAGCUUUGCACACGUGAUUUAACAUGCUUUAUUUGAGAUUAUAAACCUGCAUAUUGUUAUUUUGAACUCUUGCAAAGAGAGCUGACCAGAAGUUAAUAAUAGGAAACGUGUUAAAAAUGUCUUCAGCCCAAAAAAAGGAAAAUACUCUGCUUUUUGUCUUCCGAUCAAUUCAUUGAAUAUUCAUGAUUAAACUUGGGCAUUGUUUGUAUCACGAUCUUUAUCUUCCCUAGUAAGUCCAGCACCUUGAUGCUCAUUUAUCUUAAAAAAUGAUCAGAUUCCAUGGAACAAAUAAAUUAUGUCAGCAAUUGUAAAUAAGAUCUACAAUGAUUGUACUGUAGUUUCAUAAAUCCUAUUGAUCUACACUUUUGUAGAUGUGUACUUCUGGUUUAUUAAAAAGAUUUUAAAAAU
Molecule: messenger RNA, 2392 nt
Organism: Nothobranchius furzeri (turquoise killifish)
Lineage: Eukaryota; Metazoa; Chordata; Actinopteri; Cyprinodontiformes; Nothobranchiidae
Product: ras-related protein Rab-8A
Biological process (GO): regulation of exocytosis; protein localization to plasma membrane; Golgi vesicle fusion to target membrane
Cellular component (GO): endosome; dendritic spine; synaptic vesicle
Molecular function (GO): GTP binding; GTPase activity
Source: RefSeq, a predicted model, not a curated record